Messenger RNA from Cuculus canorus (common cuckoo), 4363 nucleotides. RefSeq names its product Holliday junction recognition protein (gene HJURP). NCBI's taxonomy places the organism in Eukaryota, Metazoa, Chordata, Aves, Cuculiformes, Cuculidae. Gene Ontology annotation, cellular component: chromosome, centromeric region. The record is from RefSeq and is a predicted model, not a curated record. Gene Ontology annotation, molecular function: histone binding. Gene Ontology annotation, biological process: CENP-A containing chromatin assembly.
GGAAGGAGGCGUGCGUGUGUUUCUGUGUGUAUGUCGGGAUGCCAGGAGCCAUGGCGCUGGACCUAGACCUGGAUGAGGGGCUGCGGAAGAGCAACGCCCGCUUCAUGGUCUCCAUCAACCGCAUCCUGGAGCGGUAUAAUCAACCUUUUGAAGAUGAUUUACUUAUUUCCAUGGAAACUCUGACUUACAAUACAUGUAAAGGGCCUAAACGAUGGGAAGAAGUAUCAAUUGAGAAGCUUAGAAAAUGGAAGAAGGAAGUACUUGAGCGUACUAGAGGAAGUCAAAGCAAUGCAGAUCUGUCAAAGAAACAAACUAGUGAUUUUGAAGAUGGACAUUCAACAAUAAAUCAGGAAUCUCCUGAGAACUCCUGUAUGGAUACAUCUGACAUAGUUGUAGGUGAAGAAAGCAAUGCUGAUAUAGCUUCAGUAAGAAGACAAUUUGAAAACAUUCACUUCCAGAAUCACCACCUAGAUGAUGAGAAAAUCCAAGACAAAGUAAAAGUUCAAGUGGAUGCAAUAGUACAAGAUUCUGCUAGAAAAAUUCCCGAGUGGAUUACGAUAGCACGUCAAGGUUCACCAAAAGGUCUUCAUUUAGCUUCACCAGUGCAAGAGCUGAUUGGCAACCAAGCCAGUGUUUGCAGAAGGAAAGUAGAGUUGUCAAAUGAAUGUUCUUCAUCAAGACCUGUGCAAUUAAAAUUUUGUGAUGUUCCUAUUUCACCAAAGAGAAUAACUGUACCCAGGCAUCAGUGUUCUCCAAGACUGGAUAAAACAUGCUUUAUCUUGGAAGAAUACCAGUCUGCAGAUGACGAAUGCUCCUGGGGCGACAUAACUCUUGCAGACUUGUAUCCAUCCAUGGUAGAGACACUUACAAGGCUCAUGACAAAAGAGUCCCGAAGAAAAGCGUUAAAAUACAUGUUUGGACAUUUUAGACAUAAAAAAAGGCGUCCUAGAAGGCUGAAGCUCAAUGUCACUGUAGACAAAAUAAGAGGGUUCAGACCUCUUAAACUGAAGAAAGCACUACCUAGCAUAUGCAGCAGUAGGAGUGAAGAGAUCUGGAAUCAAACAUUUGGAGAUGAGAGUGGAGAACUUUGUGAUGACAAUUGUGCCAUUAAUAAUUUAUCUGGUCAGGUGCCUUAUUCUUAUAUUGAUAAAAAUGAAGUCAAAAUGAACUACUCUGACUCAAGUUUAGAACAUCAUUUGAUAUCUGGAAAAGGCCAAAAAUUCUCCAAACACACAGUUUUUCCUAAUGUUAUGGCUACAAUGGGAGAGACAUUUCUAGUUGAAGAUGAUUUACAGCCUGCUGUGUCACUGAAGAAUUCAAAAUGCAAAGAAAGUGAAAAAUUGGUUUACAAAUGUUCUUCAGAAUACCAUUUCAGAACAUCUGCUGCCAGUUCAGGGUCAGCAGUGCUUCAUCUGGUAAAAGACAGUAAAACUCGAAAAACUGCCUUUCCUUGUGGUGAUACCUCAGAGCUGUGUUCAUCUGCUUGCAGUUCCUAUGGCAAUAGUAACACUUCUACACUUGUCACAAACUGUUCUCCUCUGAGACCAUCGAACGCUUUGCUCCCAACUCCUGAAAAAUUAAUUUCUGAAAGACGAAUUUCUUUCCAGUGCACUCGCUCAUUUUCUUCAUUGUCUACAAAGCAGAGUCCCUCAAAAAUGCCCCAGAAAUACGAAGAUGCAUUUGAAAAACUCUACUACAAACUGUGUUUGAAAGAAAUCCAAACGCCUUUGACAAGACCUCUUUCAAAUUCACAGAACCUUGAAAAGAAAGGAGGAUUAGUGAAGAUGGAUCUAAGUGGUUCUGUGAUGUUUAAUACACAGUAUGAUCUAGAAUUCAACAAGAUCUAUAAGCAAUUGUGUAGUGAGGCUGUUCCAGAACUUCCUGGGAUUCAGAGAGCUUCACAUUUGAGGAAAUAUGAAGGAGUACAGCUGUCUGAAACUGUAAAUGCUCUUGUUAACUCUCCUGUUCGAACAUUAUCUGCAAUUCCCAGAGUUAAAAGAGUAGGAAAUUUUCAAAAUGAUCUUCUUUGUUCUCCAGUAAAGCGACUGAAAAAUAUACCAGAACGUUAUUUUACAUCACCAAAAUGUCAACAGAUUCCUCACAGAAAAAAUGUUAAUCUUCAGACAGUUGGCAUGGAUUUUUUGAGCACGUGCAAUGGCAGUAACACCAGCUUUUUUGGCAGUCACAACUGUCAGAGUCAGGAUUCUGGAUUUCAUGCUUCUUCAGAUAAAACUUUUCUUGAUAUUCCCAGUGCUUCCCUACAAGAAUCUGGGAUUGCAGAUGCCCACUCUGCUUGGCCUAGGGCGAUGAAGAAUCACAGCCAUCCUGACAAUGCACAGAAGCAUAACAAAAGGAUAUCCAGAAAACUAAGCUACACUGAUGGGAAAGACAAAAAGCCUAGCGAUCCCUUGGAUGACUUCCUGGUCAAAACUUACAGAGGAACAUUCACAGACUGCUACAGUAAAAACAUUGUUUUAUAAAGUUUGGGUUUGGUUUGGUUUCCUUACUCUAAGGAAUCAAGGAUUUAUUAUAAUAUGUAAUAUAGGAGUAGUCCUGAUUUAUACUUCCUUGUAAUAUAAAUCUUCAGGAACUGGUUCAUCCCUUCUGACAGGGUACUGCUUAAUCCUUUAGCUUCAUCAGGUAUUGCAGGGCUAAGUUUAAAUUGUAUAUUGGCUGCUGUUUAUAAUAACAAUGUGAUCUGUAUUAUCUUUUUAUCUGCUAAUAACCUUUGGUUCUUAAUGUAUUAAUAUUAAGGUAAGUAACAAGCUCUUUCUGCUGAAUUCUGGCCUAUUCAUAUUUUCUACAUAGGUCAGUACUAAAUAAGCAAAAAAAAAUCUAAGCUGGGCUUCAUGGUCCAACUGCAGUAUUGUACGCUAUGACUUAUAUGUAAUAUGCUUAUUAUAUAAUUUUAAUGUUAAAUUUUUGUAGCAUCUUAACAAAGUUGAUCAAUGAAACUUUAUCACUUUUAGUGGAUUUGAUAGUUAUGUUCUGUGAUCUAACAAAGUUCUACCUGGCACAAUAUGUUAUAUAUUCUAAAUAAAAAUCUGUUCCAAACAAAUACUUGCUUUCAACAUUUUAUUUCAGAUAUGUAAGUUGUCAGGAGGAGUUUGUAUACCUACAGCAAAUACAUGAGAAUAAUGUGGCAGGGUCCCACAUGUUUGCAUUGUUUUUUUCUUUCUUGGCAAAGAGAUUGUUUUAGUGAUGUUCAGGUCAAUUUCGCUGUUUUAUCAGCAUUGACCCUUGUCAGCCUUCUGAGCUCCAGGAAGGGGAAAAAAAAUAUUUUCCUUUGGCUUUACUUCAUUUCUGGGCAUGCAGGAUUUUUUUCUAUGUUAUUUUAGCUCUUAAAGCUCUGUGGUGAUACUUUGAUCUGUCUUCUGCUUCAAUCUCUGUUCUUCUUCCCUUACAAUUUUUCUUCUUCUUCCACCAUAUCCUCAUUUGCUUCUUCUUCACUGUUCCAUUGAACUGAUAUUUGAAUGCUAAGCUUACAUUUAAUAAAAACAGCUUCACACUGCUACCGUCUGCUUCCGAAUUUUUGUAAAGAACACUGGAGAAACUAGACUGGUUACUGAAACAGUACAACCUAGACCUAGCAUCUCAUUUUCUUAGUUUGUUGUAAUUAGUUGGAACUUUCUUUAUACAUAAAGAAUUUAACAAAUAUAUGAUAAUUUAUGUAGGUCUUUCUCUAAUGGUUUUUAGAUGGAUCAACAGCGAACAUCGUUUCUCAUGUGAGAAUUUGGAAGUCAUUUCAAAACUAUCCCAAGAAAUCAUUUAAAAAAAAAAAUCAUUCUGUUGCUGAAUUAUGCAGACAAAAGUUAAAGAGCUGACGGAAUAAAGCUAAAUCUGGACUCUGGCAGCAUGAACAGUGCCUUGGAAACAGUUGAUAGGCCAUUAAAAAUGAUCCUGAAAUGGAGUCUGCGAAAGUAACAGUGAAUAAUUUAAUGGAAGCAGAGAUUAAAUGUGGAAAGGAACUUUAUAUUGAAGGAAAAUACCUACACAAACACCCUGCUUUUCUAGAAAGCUGUGUUGCAAGGGGAAAUAGCUGCUGCAAAUUGGCAUGAAUGUAAUAAAUAGCUGGACUAAACAAUGAAGACCAAGAAUAGAAAGGAGAGUAGAUGUACCUAAAUCUUAUGAGGUGGACUUAUUGUUACACAUACUCUCAAUGACAGAAGUGUGUACUUCCAUUAAACCGAUGAUCAGGCUGAAGCGACAGGUUCAGUUUAAGUAAUUCCAAAGUUCUUUGACUUUAGAGGAAGGGCAUAAUCAAGAGUUCAAAUGCUGUCAGAAAACUGCAAAAUAGCAACAUCUCUACAAAGUGCACAUAAAUUGCAUUAAAUGAAAAUACAACAUCCUUUGUUUUGUGUGU